This is a messenger RNA of Lizanozyma spartinae, 2625 nucleotides long. RefSeq lists its product as uncharacterized. Bases 1 to 2625 code for a protein of 874 amino acids. The record is from RefSeq and is a predicted model, not a curated record. The transcript has 2 exons. Lineage: Eukaryota; Fungi; Ascomycota; Pichiomycetes; Serinales; Debaryomycetaceae.
AUGAUCGUUACAGGUAAUACUAUUACUACCGAUUCAAAUAACAAUUCCGGUUACUCGUCAUAUUCAACUACUCCCUUAAAUAUUUCCCCAGUUUCAAGUAACUCCACCGCUGCUAAACGUCCCGGAGAUUACUACAUUCAGAGAUUGACCCAAUCGUCCUCUCUGAAUGGCUCAAUCAAGAGAAACUCAAAUACAACUCUUGCUCAUCCUACUAAUGCGAGACCCAAGUCUGGUGACUCUAUUACUUCGCUACAUUCAUCUACUUCAUCUGAUGACUCUGCUCUGAUGGUAUCUACUCCAUUUGAUUCCGGUGGUAAUUCUAGACUCAGCUCCAUGACCUCCCAUUCGAUCGUAUCUGAAGGAGGUGGAGGUAUUCUUAAGAAUAAUAGACCGCUUCCAAAGGCUAAUAUUUCGGAAUCUGCUUCUUCUGCUGCUACAUCUACUGCCUUUGCAGCUGAUAAUGCUAUAGAAGAAAAUGACGAUACUUUUGAAGACCAAGUUAACACACUGCUUUCUACACUUAACUUGAAAAGUAAUCUUAAAACAACUAGUGGUACUUCACGUUCAAACUCAACGGCAUCUAAUUCGUCAUCAAUGUCUUCCAUAGCUGAAUCACAAACAGGAGCAGCACCACCAAAGUAUAAUACUCUUAAGAAACGAGCAAUGUCAUCUCCUUCGUUGAAUAGAUCCCAAACUCAAAACAGUUCAGUUACCUCAGUCAAUGCAAGCCAUACCUCACUUACCCGGACAAAAUCAAAAUAUAUAAAUCCUAAACAGUCAAAAGAACGUAAGCAAAUGAGAAAGCAACGGUAUGAAGAAAAUAUAGAUGAUGAUAUUCUUAUUGACGACGACUUUGAUCUUGUGUUUAAUGUUCCUAUCAUCAAAUCUAAAGAUGAAUUGUUUGUUUCCAAUAAUAGUCCCUCUAAGUUCCGCAUGGCUUUACUUGAUAAAGACGAUCAAGGAAAAUACAAUAUCAAUGUAAAACCAUGUCCCUUACCAGGACAGUUAUCGAGAUCCCUUUCAGAUGUUAGUAUGAAAUUUCCUACCAAUUCGACGCUGCUGCACCCCGUCCCAGUUCCUAAUGCCAAGACUACCUCAACUUCAACUAUAAAUCACUUAUCAAGUGAAAGUGUCAUUGUUGAGGAAGAUGCAGAUUCAGAUGAUAUUUCACAACCAAGUCGAUCUCCACCACGUAUGGGAAUUGGCCGUAGAUACAGCAUCACUGAUCUGUUUGUUGAAGAUGAUAGUGAGAUUUCACGCAACAUAUCUCAAUUCUAUAGUCUGCGGUCUGCUUCUUAUUCACGGAUCCUUAAGAUAAAUCGGGAGCAAGAACUCAUAUAUAAACUUCCCGCUUAUGUGAGAUCACAAUCUUCAGUCGAAGAUCUUCAUCUUAUGUCUAAGGAAAAGUUGGAGUUAAUUGAUCAAACACGGCCAAUUCACCUUCCACCCAAGGGAGAGGGAGAUAAGUUGAAGCAUGCUAAGGAAAUCCAAAAGAUUAUCACUACCAUGGAAUCAAAUACUAAAUCUUUGAGUGAAAAUAGAGUUAAAUCCAAUGGAUAUAACGUUACAAACCUGAAGAGAUGGGGAGUAAUACAUGAAACCAUAAAUGAUGGACAUAAUUUGUUUUCCCGUAAUGAUAAGAAUUAUCUUCGGAAACUAGCUUGGGAAUCAACGUGCCCUGAGAACUUUAGAUUACAAUUCUUCCAGACAGUUCUUAGAUACAACCAUCCUGAUACACUGGAUAUUUUAAAAGAAUUCCAAAAGUCUGAGAUAAGAUUAUCUGAAUUGAAUGCUUCGUUCAAGAAGGAUAAGGACAAUGAAAUUGAUCAAACUGUGAACAAGAUUAGCGACAGACCUUUAUUCAAAUGCUGUUUAUCUCAAGCAUUGAACCAUGAACAAUUUAAGUCCAACUUGAAACAAUUGAUAUAUUUGAAGACUGUAUCAUCUUAUGGUCUUGCUAAGCAUGAUGAUAUUUUCCUUUUACCAGCACUUUUGGCAGUUUUCUCCACGGCAUCUAUAUGUGAAUUAUUUGAGCUUGGUGUUCUUAUUAACGAACAAAUAUUAACUGCAGAGUUCUUUAAUCAAGGAAAUACAGCAUUUGGUAAAUGGAGUGAUUUGAAACAGUCGUAUUCAAUUUCUUCGUACCUUUAUAAAUCUCUUGGUAAGUUUCAAGAUUUGAAUGAGUUUGAUAAUCUUACUACUUUGGGAGUAUUGCAAUUAAUUUGUCAAUUCAACGAUCAGAUGCCUCUUUCAAUGUCAGCACCUUCAACUCCAUUAUCUAAUACCAUCAGUGCGUUUUCUCCUCAAAACUCCAGACCAAACUCGGUGGAGGCCAUUGAAUACAUUCCUACAAAGCUUCAGGGUACUAUCACCAUCUCUUUGAUCACCAGGUUGUUACAGGUGAUGGUUGUGUAUGGGUAUACUGCUAAAACAAGUAUCAAGAAUAACGUCAACAUCAUUCAAUGUUUGGUGCUUGUAGUGGAACAAUACUACCAUAUGAAUUGGAUGGAUUUAAGAGAAUUAAUACAAUUAAAUAAACUGGUGAAGUUGAAUAAUUCAGCAGAUUUAGACUCUAAUUUGGAAGCUUUUACGGACAAGUGGAUGACGGCAUUCAAGAAAUUCUAA